Messenger RNA from Lutzomyia longipalpis, 1740 nucleotides. It is a transcript of the gene msl-3, whose product is annotated as protein male-specific lethal-3. Gene Ontology annotation, biological process: regulation of DNA-templated transcription; chromatin organization. The transcript has 5 exons. The coding region runs from base 227 to 1585 and encodes 452 amino acids. Gene Ontology annotation, cellular component: nucleus; MSL complex; NuA4 histone acetyltransferase complex. NCBI's taxonomy places the organism in Eukaryota, Metazoa, Arthropoda, Insecta, Diptera, Psychodidae. The record is from RefSeq and is a predicted model, not a curated record.
AGAAGAAAAUUUCCCAAACAAUAGGCCUAACCUCAAUAUUAUUAAUAAUUUUAAUGAAAUUCUUGUUUGCAAGUAAAAAGUGAGAUUUCUGAUCUAUAUAACACACAGAAAACCUAAAAUAUUUGUGAUUUUCUAAAGGAGAAACUUACGUUAUAAUUUUUACGUAAUAAGGAAUACAAAAACGACAAAAACCAAGAAAAUUGGUAAAUGUGCUUUUGAAUGAGGGAUGGUGUCCACGAGAGGCAUUAAAUACGCAUUUUCUGAGGGCGAAAAAGUCCUCUGCUACGAGCCAGAUCCCACAAAAGCAAAGGUUUUGUACGAUAGUAAGGUUCUUGAAAUCUUUGAUACGAGAGAUCGCCGGGGACGUCGCAUUGUUGAAUAUUUAAUUCAUUUCCAAGGUUGGAACAGUAGUUGGGAUCGUCGGGUCAGUGAAACCUUUGUGCUAAAAGACAACGUUGUUAAUCGCCAACUUCAGAAAGAUCUGGCUGAAAAAUCUCAACUUUGCCUAGGAGCAUAUCUCUACCGUAAGGAUAGGAAGAAGAGUAAAAGUAGCGGAAGUGCUGAAGUAGCAGAAACCACACCACCAGUAACAUUUCCAACCAUUGCGAAGGAGGAACAUGAACUGCAGAUGCAGGACAAUGAUGCAGAAUCUUACAGCAGUUCGACAGAGAGUGGUAGUGGCCCCAUUGAGGAUGAGAAGGUCAUAAUUCAGGUCAGCAAAAAGCUCCGAGAGUUUAUGGAGUUUGACAAUCGUAUGGUUACAAAGGAAUACCGUUUGGCUGUGCUCCCGGCGCAAAUUCCCAUUGUAACCAUCCUCGAGAAGUUCGUAAAGCAGUGCUCGGUGAAAUUGAUUUGCAAUUACAUACGUCAGGAUCACAGAAAGCGACGAAAUAGCACUACGAGAUCGGAUAAAGAACCACUGGACACGGAGAAGUUGACGAAUAAGUUGAAUUUAUACAAAGAAGUUGCCGAUGGGCUGAGAAUAUAUUUUGACUUCACCCUCAAAGAUCAUUUAUUGUACAGCCAAGAGCAGCAACAGGCAGAGAUGGUACUAGAUGAGGAGUAUCUGAAGACAUUCACGUAUAUUCCGUCAGAGAAAUCCUUUACUGAUCUCAUAUUUCCCAGUACAUCUGAAAAAUCAACUCCUACAAGUGCUACAGAAGUUACGGAUGACACGGCUCGUCGACGGUUGCGUUCAUACAAACUUGAAGCUGAUUAUGUAGGAACAGAUGGAGCAAUGCCAUUUGCUGCAAAAAUUACAGAGAUUCUUCGUAGUGUUCAGCCUCUGAACUCUUCAGUACCCCUCCGAAUGAAGAUGCUACUGCAGAAUACAUUAGCAUGGCACCUUUUGCCCUCAAAUGCCCCCGCAGAACCAUCAAUGAUCUAUGGGGCACCACACUUGGCACGAUUGCUGAUAAAACUUCCGGAAUUUCUCACACACUCCAUUGGAACGAUGUCCGAGGAAAAGAUGAAACACCUUCUGGACUAUCUAGGCGAAUUGCUGGAAUUUCUUGAGGAUCAUACAAAUUGGUUUGGGGAGGAGCACUACCACACGUCGCUAAUUAAGAUGGAAAUGGAAGAUUAGAGCUCUAUGCUAUGUAAUUUAAAAAAAAAAUAAUGAUUGUGAUGUGCAUUCUAUAUACGCGAAACGAGACGUAUAUAAAACGUCCGAGAUUAAGAAUUAUCUUUUGAACAGUGUGUGAUUGAACGCGGAACAAUACAGACAUGUCAGUGCUACUA